CCAUUUUUAUUGGAAAAUUUUUAGUGACGCUUGUGAAGUAUAAUUUUUUCUUGUGUUCUAAAUAUAUUUAAAAUGUCUCAAAGAUUUGCUCCUGGGCAACCAGGACCUGCUCCUGUUCCCGGCCAACCUCGAUACCAGGCACCUCCUCCGCAACCAUCCGGUAUGCGGCCAUAUUCUGCAGGUGGAAGUUUUCCUCAACGUGGAUUUCCAUUGCAUCAAAAUCCAUCUCAACCUGGGCAAAAUAAUGCAAAUUCACCCGGUGGGCCACCAUUACAUCCAAGAGCCGCACAACCUGGUUUUCAAAGUGGUCUUAGGGGAAGUGGCUCCGGUGGAGGAAACAAAAGAUCAGCUGAAGCUCGUAACAUUAAUAAUAAUCAAAGUAAAGGUGAUUUCGUAGCCGCAAAGAAAAAGAAAAAACUCGCAGAUAAGAUUUUACCUCAAAAGGUGAGAGAUUUGGUACCGGAAUCGCAAGCAUAUAUGGACUUACUUACUUUCGAGAGAAAACUUGAUGCCACUAUUAUGAGGAAGCGUCUGGAUAUUCAAGAAGCAUUAAAAAGACCCAUGAAACAAAAACGAAAACUUCGCAUAUUUAUAUCUAACACAUUUUAUCCAUGUAAGGAACCAAGCAAUGAAGGUGAUGAAGGCUCUGUAGCUUCAUGGGAGUUGCGUGUGGAAGGUCGUUUAUUAGAAGAUGGAAAAGGAGAUCCCACCACAAAAAUAAAACGGAAGUUUUCAUCCUUUUUCAAGUCAUUGGUUAUUGAAUUGGAUAAGGAAUUGUAUGGUCCUGAUAACCAUUUAGUGGAGUGGCAUCGCACUCAUACUACUCAAGAAACUGACGGGUUUCAGGUCAAACGACCAGGGGACAGAAACGUACGCUGUACAAUUUUAUUAUUACUGGAUUAUCAGCCACUGCAAUUUAAAUUGGAUCCAAGACUAGCACGUUUACUCGGAGUGCACACACAGACACGUCCUGUAAUAAUCUCAGCGCUUUGGCAAUACAUAAAAACUCAUAAAUUACAAGAUGCUCAUGAGCGUGAGUACAUAAAUUGUGACAAAUAUUUGGAACAGAUAUUUGGAUGCCAACGUAUGAAAUUUGCGGAGAUACCGCAACGGCUUAAUCCCUUGCUGCAUCCACCAGAUCCAAUUGUAAUUAAUCACUUUAUUGAGAGCGGUGCAGAAAAUAAGCAAACUGCAUGCUAUGAUAUUGACGUCGAAGUUGAUGAUACACUUAAAAAUCAGAUGAAUAACUUUUUAAUGAGCACUGCUAGUCAACAAGAGAUCCAGGGUUUGGAUACCAAAAUUCACGAGACUGUGGACACCAUCAACCAGAUGAAAACUAAUCGGGAGUUCUUUUUGAGCUUUGCAAAAGAUCCACAAAAGUUCAUACAUCGUUGGAUUGUCAGCCAAACUAGGGAUUUGAAGGCAAUGACGGAUGUUGUUGGUAAUCCAGAAGAAGAACGCCGUGCUGAAUUUUAUUAUCAACCGUGGACUCAUGAAGCUGUAUCUCGAUAUUUCUUUACGAAAGUGAAUCAAAAACGUGCGGAAUUGGAACAAGCUUUAGGAAUACGUAAUGCCUAACUUCUCCACUUGCUUAUUAAUUAUUUAUGUAUUAUUUUUCUAAUAUUGCUAUAAUAAAUUUAAAACACAUUUGUGGUAGGAAAU
Messenger RNA from Bactrocera latifrons, 1662 nucleotides. RefSeq names its product brahma-associated protein of 60 kDa (gene Bap60). NCBI's taxonomy places the organism in Eukaryota, Metazoa, Arthropoda, Insecta, Diptera, Tephritidae. The transcript has 3 exons. Gene Ontology annotation, biological process: regulation of transcription by RNA polymerase II. The record is from RefSeq and is a predicted model, not a curated record. The coding region runs from base 73 to 1578 and encodes 501 amino acids. Gene Ontology annotation, cellular component: nucleus; SWI/SNF complex.